Molecule: messenger RNA, 2148 nt
Organism: Callorhinchus milii (elephant shark)
Lineage: Eukaryota; Metazoa; Chordata; Chondrichthyes; Chimaeriformes; Callorhinchidae
Exons: 12
Coding region: 1-2148 (715 amino acids)
Cellular component (GO): cytoplasm; nuclear envelope
Source: RefSeq, a predicted model, not a curated record
AUGCUGCUCUCGAUUGUCAUGCCAUACGCUAGAACUAAAAAGAUGUCGGCUUGCUGUGAUGCUAGGGCCCGUCAGAAUGAGAAAGCUCAGCUACAGGAACUGAACGACCGCCUCCUCCAUUAUGUCCAAAAUGUAAAGAACAUGAGGGAUCAACUCUCAAAGGUUGAUAAAUGUGCUGAGUUGAAUCGGAUCUGGGACAUGGAAGAAGAAAUGCUCUCUAUUCGCAACAUGUAUAACAGUGAAAUCCAAGUCCUUCGCGACCAGCUGGAGCAGAACUGCAAAGAACGGAUGCAGAUUGAAAUUUGCAACCACAAAAACUCACAGCUAAUCGCUGAAUUCAGAGAAAGUGUAAUGGCGCUGAAUGCAUGCAUUAUGCAGAAGGAUGAAGAGAAAAAGAAACUGGAGGUUCUUCUGGUCCAGAAAGAAGCAGAGUUGAAGGAGAUCCAAGAUAAUACAACAAGCUGCAUACCACAGUUGGAAGUAGCCAGUCGAGAACUUGAAAUUCUACACAGGAACAUUGCAGAAAUCCAAGCGAAGUAUGAGAAAGAACAUAGAGAGGCCAUGGAUCUUCAAUGCCAGAUUCAGCACCUGAAACACAGUCUGGAUGUCCAACAAGAAUUUCACUGCAAGGAAAUUCAGAAAAUGAGAGACAAAGUAGAUGAAUCAGAGAUUUUGAUCCAACGACUGGAGGAGAAACUGAGAAGAGACACCAGGUGCGACAGUGAAGCCAUGGAUUUAGUGAAGAGGAUUCGAGACACUAAUGAAGCUGAACUCAUGCACUUUCAGGAACAGGCUGAAAAGGCCUACAAUCAAAAUAUUAUUGAUCUAACGGCGCGUCUUAAUAAGGAUCAUGUGGAACUGCAGCAAAUUCGAGAUGAAAACAGGUGUCUCCGUCGGCAUAUUAAUGAUCUGACAGUAGAAGUCAAAACCCUGCAAAGCAAGCUUCUCUACGAAGAGGAAACCAAGAUAGCUUUCAUUGAAAAAAUGACUUGCGAACAUCAAAGGAAUCAACAACAUAUACAGAUACUGAAGACGAGGCUCGAGGAAAUGCAAGAUCUUGUCUUGGCCAAAAUGAAAGAGCUUAGUUCUCAAGACAAGUCUCCCUGCUUACAAGGGGACAUCGAAUCCAUAACAGCUGUGCUUGAUGAUGAAGAAAAAAAAAUUCGGGAGAGUCAAGUUCAGUGCUGCCUCAGGAAGUCUUCGGCGAAUGCUAGGAACCGUUUCCCUGUUAGCUGCAUUCCUUUGAACUUACUGCACUGUCCACUGCCAACAUGUCAGACCCCGUGCACUUCUACGAGUCAACCCUUGUGCCCGCCCGUCUCUGGGCUGAGCUCAUGUACCACACCAAGUCAUCCCCUAGCGCCACCAGUCGCUGGGCUGAGCUCCUGCAAUUCUGCAAGCCAACCACCUCCUUGUUUAUCCUCAUGUACUCCUCCUCGCCAACCUCUGUGUCCACCAGUUCCGUGUCUGUCCUCGUGCCCUCCGACCAGCCAGCCUCUCUGUCCCUCAGCCCCUUGUCUGACUUCCUGCACCUCUACAAGCCAACCAUUCUACCCGGCAGCUCCAAUCCAGAUGUCAUGUGCGUCUGCAAACCAUUCGCACAGUUUGUCUACUGGUUUGGCCUCGUGUGGUGUUGCAAAUUCCCUGUGUUGUCCACAUAGUUCUAGUCUGGCCUCGUGUAGUUCUGGGAGUGAUCCCCAUUAUACAAUGGCCCCGACAAUGUACAAAGCGUCUACAAGUUCAGCUCAACCGUGUUCAUGUACUGCACCUCCAGAGGUGCAUUCCAAACCUUGCCAAACAGCCGGGCUGCAGAAGAUCGGGCAUGAAAACUGUGUAGCACAUUGUUCUGAUGAUGAGACAAAGAGACACUGUUCAAGACCUUCGUCCCAUUCUGUAGACAACAAAAUAGGCCAAGGGAGAGACUAUUUCAACACUAUGUUUAAGGAACUGAAGAAGGACAGCUUAUACAGCAAGUGCCCUGGUUACAAAUUCUCUCCCACUACGUGUGAGCAAAACAGACCUUCCACCAGAAAUUCUGAAGUGAGAAAAGAUUAUCCUAAUCCAACAGACUAUGCCAUCUUGCACUGUCAUGAACUUUUGCCCAAUAGCUCCUUUGAUUUCCUGAGGGAGAUGAAUAGCCACAAGUGA